CCGUCGGACGGCGGCCAGGACGCUGGCGUGAGGCAGUUGGAGCUGAGGAGUCCGGCAGUGUCCUUGCGCUCCCGCCCUGCUUCGGUACGCAGUUGCCGCUGGAGGCUUUGCAGGUGAAAAGAUGGCGUUUGUGAAGAGUGGAUGGUUGCUGAGACAGAGUACUAUUUUGAAGCGCUGGAAGAAGAAUUGGUUUGACCUGUGGUCAGAUGGUCACCUGAUCUAUUAUGAUGACCAAACUCGGCAGAGUGUGGAGGAUAAGGUCCACAUGCCUGUGGACUGCAUCAACAUCCGCACGGGACACGAAUGUCGGGAUAUUCAGCCUCCAGAUGGGAAGCCAAAAGACUGUCUGCUGCAGAUUGUUUGCCGAGAUGGGAAAACCAUCAGUCUUUGUGCAGAAAGCACAGAUGAUUGUUUGGCCUGGAAAUUUACACUUCAGGAUUCCAGGACAAACACAGCUUAUGUUGGCUCAGAAGUCAUGUAUGAUGAGACUGCCGUGGUUUCCUCCCCACCUCCUUACACAGCCUAUGCUGCACCAACCCCUGAGCAGGCAUACGGCUAUGGUCCGUACAGUGGUGCAUACCCACCAGGAACUCAAGUUGUCUAUGCUGCAAAUGGGCAGGCUUAUGCUGUACCCUACCAGUACCCAUAUGCAGGACUUUAUGGACAGCAGCCUGCCAACCAAGUCAUCAUUCGUGAACGGUAUCAAGACAAUGACAGUGACCUGGCACUGGGCAUGCUGGCUGGAGCAGCCACAGGCAUGGCCUUAGGGUCUCUGUUCUGGGUCUUCUAGAGUCCUUGGAACCUGGAUGUGCAUAGCUUCUGAUACCCUGUGUGCAAUAAUAUAAUUUGCAGGGCAUUUCUGUUUGUUACAAAUGUUUUUAAUAAUAGUCUCAGUAGUUAUUUUGAAAGUAGUGACAUCAUACUUAUAACUAAUCCAUAUAAGUACCACGGAGAAGGCUUUGGACUGCUGUUAAAACUAUUUGGACUAUUUGGGGGCACUGGCUCAUUCUAGGAGUUUUUUAAUGGAACUCUCAGAAUAUGUUAUUUGAACACACCUGUUUGGAAAGGGCAUUUUUCUUUUAGAGUUAGGCCUUAGUGCUUAAGGGGUAGUUAUUUUAGUGUUACGCGAGUAACAU
Molecule: messenger RNA, 1136 nt
Organism: Kogia breviceps (pygmy sperm whale)
Lineage: Eukaryota; Metazoa; Chordata; Mammalia; Artiodactyla; Physeteridae
Gene: PLEKHB2
Product: pleckstrin homology domain containing B2
Biological process (GO): regulation of cell differentiation
Cellular component (GO): membrane
Source: RefSeq, a predicted model, not a curated record